Hansenula ciferrii is the source of this 1512-nucleotide messenger RNA. Its product is annotated as Retinal dehydrogenase. The coding region runs from base 1 to 1512 and encodes 503 amino acids. The transcript has a single exon. Gene Ontology annotation, molecular function: aldehyde dehydrogenase (NAD+) activity. The record is from RefSeq and is a predicted model, not a curated record. Lineage: Eukaryota; Fungi; Ascomycota; Saccharomycetes; Phaffomycetales; Wickerhamomycetaceae.
AUGUCAGAUACAGUUACAAUUAAAUUCCCAACAGGUGAAUCAUAUAAACAACCAACAGGUAUUUUCAUAAAUAACGAAUUUAGACCUGCCCAAUCUGGUGAAACUUCCGAUGUUAUAAAUCCAUCAACUGAAGAAGUAAUUACAAAAGUUUCAAAAGGUAAUUCAAAAGAUGUUGAUGAUGCGGUCAAUGCUGCAGAUGAAGCUUUCCAUGAAUGGUCUCAAACUGAACCAUAUCAAAGAUCUUUACUUUUAUUAAAACUUGCUGAUUUAAUUGAAAGAGAUCAAGAUAUUAUUGCUAAAAUUGAUUCUUUAAAUAAUGGUAAAGCUUUAAAAUGGGCUAAAACUGAUGUUGGUUUAUUAAUCAGAUCCCUAAGAUCAACCGCAGGUGCUUAUGAUAAAAUUAAUGGUCGUACUAUUGAUACUUCAAAUGAUUAUUUAACUUAUACCAAAAGAGAACCAUUAGGUGUUUGUGGUCAAGUUAUACCAUGGAAUUUCCCAAUCUUGAUGUGGGGUUGGAAAAUUGCACCAGCUGUUAUUACUGGUAAUACUGUUGUCUUGAAACCAGCAUCUGCAACUCCAUUAAGUGCAUUAUAUACUUCCCAAUUGGUUAAAGAAGCUGGUUUCCCACCAGGUGUUAUCAACACUUUAAUUGGAUCUGGUAGAGAUGCAGGUGAUCAUAUGUUGAGACAUCCAAAAAUUAGAAAAACUGCAUUUACAGGUUCAACAGAAAUUGGUCGUGAAAUUUUAAUUAGUUCAGGUGAAUCAAAUUUAAAAAAAAUUAGUGUUGAAUUAGGUGGGAAAUCUCCAAAUAUUGUUUUUAAUGAUGUUGAAUCUAAGAUUGAUCAAGUUGUUGAUUCUUUAAUUUUUGGAAUUUUUUAUAAUAAUGGUGAAGUUUGUUGUGCAGGUUCAAGAAUCUAUGUUCAAAGUGGUAUUUAUGAUAAAAUCGUUUCAAAAUUAGUUGAAAAGACUAAAAGUUUGAAAAUUGGUGAUCCAUUUGAUAAAGAUGUUUUCCAUGGCUCUCAAGCUAUUAAAUCACAAUUCGAUACCGUAUUGGACUAUAUUGAAAAGGGUAAAAAAGAAGGUGCAAAAAUCUUAGUUGGUGGUGAAAGAAUUGGUAAAAAGGGUUAUUUUAUUCAACCAACAAUUUUUGAAACUGAUAAUGAAGAUUAUUCUGUUGUUAAAGAAGAAAUUUUUGGUCCAGUUGCAACAAUUAGUAAAUUCACUACAGUUGAUGAAGUUAUCCAAAAAGCAAAUGAUUCAGAAUUUGGUUUAGCUUCAGGUUUACAUACAAAUGAUUUAAAUGUUGCAUUAGAAGUUUCAAAUCGUUUACAAGCUGGUACGGUUUGGGUUAAUACAUUUAAUGAUUUACAAGAAUCUACACCAUUUGGUGGUUAUAAACAAAGUGGAUUUGGUAGAGAAAUGGGUACUGAAGUUUUUGAUAAUUAUACUCAAGUUAAAUCUGUUCGUAUUAAAUUUGAUCAUAAAAAUGCUUUAACUGAAGGUAAAGUUUAA